This is a messenger RNA of Talaromyces proteolyticus, 846 nucleotides long. RefSeq lists its product as uncharacterized. NCBI's taxonomy places the organism in Eukaryota, Fungi, Ascomycota, Eurotiomycetes, Eurotiales, Trichocomaceae. The record is from RefSeq and is a predicted model, not a curated record. The coding region runs from base 1 to 846 and encodes 281 amino acids. Gene Ontology annotation, biological process: mycotoxin biosynthetic process. The transcript is spliced from 3 exons.
AUGGACCGUCAAAAGGAGCAGGCUGAUGCUUUGCUUUCGAGAGAGCUGCAGUUUGAUGACGACUUCACGCCAUUUCCAAAAACAAAAACAAAAGCACGGCAUACCUACAAAUUCAUCCUCGUAGAGUCGAUCGCCAUAUUAUCCAUCAUUCUCAAUAUCAUCGCCGCGGUGGAUUACUUUGCUCCAAAAAAUGUCUCUUUUCGAGAUGUGCCAACAGAUUACAGUGGUCUCCCCCAUGACCAGCCAGUUGUCUAUGACUGGGAAUCUCCCUUCGGCCCUGGAAACCAAAACUCAACUCUACAAGACGAGGUUUGGGAAGCCAUGACAAUCGGCCAGGGAAUUAUCUCUCUACCCAAAGACUGGGCUAAGGCUAAAGGACUCCAUCCAUCAGCGACCUUCCCCUGGGAUCAUAGUCGUGCUGUGUAUCUAGUCGCUGGCUACCACAAAUUACACUGUAUUAAAAAAAUACGGCGCUGGAUCGUCGCAACGGAACGUGGAUCUCAACGGACCGAUCAUUACGAACAUGUUUUGCACUGUCUCGACGGUAUUCGCCAGGCAAUUCUCUGUGAAGGCGACGACACGCCUUUGUACCUGAGCGAAGUUGGAGACAAGAUUUCUGGGCGUGAUGAGCCACGUCAGUGCAGGGACUGGUCGAAACUGGAUAGAUGGGCGAAGGAAAAUACUGCUUGUUAUGGAUAUGACAACGAGGCUGCAGAUGACAGCGGCGGCAUUAAGCACUACAAAUACUGUCCUCGAGACUCACCGUAUGCACCAGUGAUGAGGGAGUACUUUGGCCUUCCGGACGAUUACUAUGAGGAGCCUGUGGAGGAAGUACCUUCGUAUUAG